AUGCCAUCUCGUAUUCGACGGCUUACCUACCCAAUUUAUUAUCCGGAGCAAAACAUCCCACAAUACGACGUGAUUCCUUAUACGCACCUGGAUGAGUUAUUUCUAGUGGGAGCCUCCAAGCCAGAGAUACCCGUUCCGGAUAUCCAAAACAUUACCAGGCUUCGUUUGCUUGUGACCACCCCCUGGCGCUCAUAUCCGGUGGAUACAUGCAAAGACUACGACGAGAUAACAGAUUGGCUCAUACACCUGCUACACAAAGCUCAGGGGGGGUGCUUAAAGGAGGUCCAAUUGGAGUAUGACCUGAUUGGCAUAUCUGGGAGUCCGGACAAGUGGGCAGAGCUCGAUGCAGUUUUAUCCAAGAUGGAAUUGAGCAAGGUUGAGCUCGUGUUCAGCGCAACCCCGGAGGAGUGGGACGGAGAAGGAGAAGAGAAAGCCGAGUGGUUGUCGUGGGAAGGCGAGCUGGAGGGAUUGACAUUCAAAGGUGCUGCGUUCUUUGAACAAGUUGAAAGGCGCGGGUUGUUGACAGUCUCCAGACGAUACCUAAGUUAAUUUUGUAUGUUUGCUACUAUCUAGACGCUGCUAUUGCGUUUUUGGACAUUGAAUCAGCU
Molecule: messenger RNA, 608 nt
Organism: Guyanagaster necrorhizus
Lineage: Eukaryota; Fungi; Basidiomycota; Agaricomycetes; Agaricales; Physalacriaceae
Exons: 1
Coding region: 1-549 (182 amino acids)
Source: RefSeq, a predicted model, not a curated record